AUGCAUCUCAUUCACCAAAGAGAUGCUGACGCCUUUCUUGGUGACCCCUUUGCGUCGGUUCCAGACCUAUUCGACGAGCUGAAGUUGCCGUAUGCCUCUUCCUUCUCAGAUAUCGAGAACGAGUUUGAGGCCACUCGGGUUCAAGCCGAUAUUGCGGGCGAGACAAUCCAAUGGCUCACCUCCGAGAUUCGUCUUCCGAGCUACGGGGCAAAUCUUCAAAACAUUGUCAACGCAUGGAACACGCUGGCAGCCCACCCCCACAUCACGGUGGCAGCCGGGAAGGAAAACGGCCUGCAUCUCCGGCUGCAUUUCCGCCGCGCCCUGAUCGAUGCCACGUCACUCGACUAUAUCAAAUUUGACUUGUUCUUGCUUCUCGGCGGUCUGCCACCCCAGGAGCAUAUCGGUUUUCCAACGUACGCCCGCUUUCUGCGGCAGACCAAGGAUUGCGGUUCAUCAAGAGAGUUCUGGGCUACUACCCUUGAUGGAACCGUAAUACGGCCCGCUCUUCUCCCGCGCGAGUUUGCCGGACAGGCGACGGCGAGACCAAGAACAUCUGUUACUACCAUUGUCGCCACCACUCACCUAGGAGGAGAUAAUGCUGGCAUUCCUCGACAGAUCCUCCUCGAGCUGCUUUGGGCUUACGUUCUAAGCCUCCAUGCCGAAGCGGACGAAGUCGUUUUUGGCACCGUCCGCAGAGACGGCAGCUUCUUUGGGUCGGACUCCUGCAUUGGGUGUCUUGACCAGACCUACCUUGUCCGUCUGAAGCUCUCAGGGGAAGACACCAUUGGUGAUGCCGCUGCGGCGCUUGAAGCCUACCAUGACGCCGCGUCGCCCCAUGCGUUUGUCGGACUCAACGACAUGCGUACUCGCGUUCCGCAGCAAGUACCAGUCGAGGCGGUUCUCAACUAUACCCGAAGCGCCAACCCACAAUGCAUCGCUCCAGGUCUAAAACAAUUCCCCUUGGUUCUGACGGUCUGUGACGCUGGGGGCCCCGGACUCAAGCUGAUGCUGAACUACAUCACCGACAUACCCAACGCGGAGGCGGAGCUUCUGCUGGAGCACCUCGCCACGGCCAUUGAGAGCGUAUCGGCAAAGACUGAUCUCGCAAGCGUGACUCUCGAGGACAUCGAGCUUGUGUCCGUGGCAGAGGAGGCGGAAUUGCUGCGGCCGCCACCAUUUGCUGGAGACCCCAGUCCGCCUACGCUUCCGGACCUCAUCGAGGCCGCCGUAUCACGGCAUCCGGAACGCACCGCUGUGCAGUUUGGUGAGGAGGUCUCCCUCACUUACGGCGAGCUGAACGCUUUGGCAAACGGACUGGCCAAGACUCUCAAACUCCGCAGGGGAGACAUUGUCCCGUUGCUCAUGGACCGUUCUGCAGACUUGUCCGUCGCCAUGCUUGCCAUUCUCAAGUCCGGUGCCUCGUACACGGUAAUGGGUACGGAUAUGCCCUACGAGAGGAAUGCGCGGAUUGUGGUCGAGUGCAAUGCGGCGAUCGUGCUGGCAGACAAGAAGUACGCACCAACCGAGUUCCCAAGCGCCAAAACCUUGAACAUCGAGGAUCUCCUCCACGAAGCGCGUGCCUAUGCCACCCAAGCCAACAACCUCGCCGAACACGGCAUCGAGCGCCCCCACCCCUCCGACCGCUGCUACAUCAUCUACACCUCGGGUUCGACAGGCAAACCCAAAGGCACCAUGAUCACGCACCUCGCCGCAGCCAACGGGAUCACCCACCACACCCCAAUCACGCACAUCCCACGCACCCUCCUCUUCUACAGUCCGACCGCCUCCGCCGCCCAACGCACCUUCAACUCAGUCCUCAUCCACGGCGGCACCAUCAUCCUCGCCCCCAAAUCCCACCUCGCCACCGACCUCGCCUCCGUCAUCAACACCCUCUCCGUCGACGCCGUCGAAAUCACUCCCACCGCCCUCGCCCUCCUCCAACCCUCCGACGUCCCCCACCUCAAACAAGUGACCAUUGCCGGCGAGCGCAUCCCCGAGCCCCUCGUCAACCAAUGGGCCUCCUCCACCAACCCCAACACCCCCACGCCCACCCUCAUCGUCCGCAACCGCUACGGCUCCAGCGAGUGCACGCAGAUGAGCCACGGGUUGCGCCUGCUGCCCGGCGAGAACCCGCGCGUGCUGGGCGAGCCGCAGGACACGACGCUGGCGUGUGUGCUGCGGCCGGGGACGACGCGGCUCGCGCCGCUGGGGGUGCCGGGCGAGCUGUGUCUAGCGGGGCCGCAGUUGGCGGAGGGAUAUUUGAAGGAGGAGGGGUUGACGAAGAAGGUGUUUGUGCAGAGUCCGGGGUGGGUGGUCAGGUGUGUCGAUGCGGGUGGGGGUGGUGGUGGUGGUGGGGGGGGGUUGUAUGGGAAGAUGUAUCGGACGGGGGAUAAGGUGAGGAGGUUGCCUGGGGGCGGGAUUGAGAUGCUGGGAAGGAUUGAUUGGCAGGCGAAGAUUAAUGGGACUAAGGUUGAGCCGGCGGAUGUUGAUCGCGCGCUUGGGGGGCAUCCGGAUGUGGCGGCCGUGGCGACGGUUGCGGCCGAGGUGGAGGAGGGGAGGUUGGCGCUGGUGACGGCUGUGGUGUUGAGUAAGGGGCGCUCGUGGGCCGACGUGUUGGCUUCGUUGCGCCAGUUUGCGCUGAAGGCGCUUCCGCCUUUCAUGGUGCCUGGCUUUUGGCUGCCGGUGCCGGAGCUGCCGCGGAGUAUGAACGGGAAGGUUGACUUUCAUGCUCUGAGGAGGAAAGCAUGCGAGCUGGGGACACCCGGGCUCUCCCAGUUCCUUGUUGCACCGACCGUGGCGACGAACGACGCUGCCGAAAAACCGGCAAUUGGCAUGGAACGUGAUAUUGCUCGGGUCUGGGCAGCAGUACUUGGCCUUGAUGAGACGUUUGUUCGGCGUCACCACUCCUUUUUGUCCCUGGGCGGUAACUCGCUGUUGGCGAUCAAGGCGGUUGGCCAACUUCGCAAGGCAGGACUCGUCACCGACUUUGCCGAUCUCAUAGCGGACAAGCCAUUGGUUGAGGUGGCUCUCUGUGUCUCUCGGGCUUCUACGAGCAAGGCAUCGCAGGACACCGAGGAGAUACCUCCCUUCUCGCUCCUGGGGGCUGGCUCGACCGAGUUCGGGGAGCGUGUACAGAAAGAUCUUGGGAUGGAACUCGAAGAUGCGUAUCCCGCCACAGCCCUACAAGAAGGCGUGCUGGCAACGCUCGGCCAAGAAGGCGAUUCGUACACAUACCGUCGUGUGUGGAACGUGGAGGGCCUUGACCAUGCACGACUCAAGAAGAGUUUCCAGCGGGUGGUCGCUGAGAGGGGCAUUUACAAAACCUCCUUCAUUCCCCAAGGCCGAUCUUUGAUCCAAGCGGUCCGGCGAGGCUUUGAAGCACCGUGGCAAGAGUGGCAUGGAUCUCUAGAGGAGUACCUGGAACACGACAGAUCUCUCGCCCUGUCUUUGUCAGGGCCUCUGUUCCGCAUAGGACUCAUAGAGGGACGCUACCUUGUCACCACAACCCACCACGCCCUCUGUGACUUUUGGUCCCACAAGCUUCUGUACCAGGAUGUGGCGGCCGUGUACCUCGGCAAUGAGCCACCAACCCGAUCCAAGUUCAGCAACUUCAUCGGGUAUCUCCUGGAUCAAGAUCCAGCACCGGCCCGAGAGUUUUGGGCUUCCUACUUGCAAGGUUCCCCAAGAUCGGUCAUUAACUAUUCCCCUGUAACAGAGGCAACAGUAACAACCAGACGGGUGGCCCUGGACUUGCAGCAGACCACGCUCGGGUCCAUUGUUUACACCGCCUGGGCCAUCGUGCUCUCGUUCCACCUCGGAUCGCACGAUGUCAGCUUUGCUACCGCUGUCUCGGGCAGAGAAGUGCCGGUCCUCGGUAUCGCCGACAUGGAUGGACCGACACUCACCACAGUCCCUCAAAGGGUCAAGCUUAACGAUCAGACGAAGACUCUGGGUGAUCUGGUCAAGGACGUCAGAGCCAGCUUUGUCCAGGUGGCGAAGCACUCCCAGGUUGGACUACGAGGGGCGUUGCAGGCCGGUGGUCUGGACCCCGGCAGCAUCGACAGCCUCAUCAACGUGUUAGUCAAGAACGAAGAGCCGGACUUUGUGAGGGAGGUUUUCAAACCAUAUGGAAAACGCCCCCUGUGGAACUCGGGACCCUUAACAGUGCUUGAGGUUGAAGAGCUGGGCAACGCACCGGAGUCAGCUACAUCCACAACCAUUGAGAUCCGUCUCUCCGGUACCGCCGAAGCACAGCGACUGGAGUUUAUUAUGGACUCGUUCGUCAAGGUGGCCACCACCAUCCUUCAAUCCCCAGAUCAACCAGUAUCAAGUGUCGAUGUGCUCGGAGACACUGAACGCGGUUACUUGCUGAACACCCUUUCCAACCGCGAAACCCUCGUCGAACCUCCGCCGCAACUACUUCAUGCCCGCUUCGAGGAACAAGCCGAGACCACACCAGACGCUAUAGCAAUCGAUUGGGAAGGGACCGAGCAGGUCACGUACGGCGAGCUUGACCGCCGCGCCAACAAGAUGAGCCGGCUGUUUGUCCAAAUCGGGGUCCAACCCGGUGACGUGGUAGCCCUCAUGCUAGACAAAUCCAUCGACGCCGUGGUAGCCAUCCUCGGCGUGCUCAAGGCCGGCGCCGCAUACACACCCCUCAGCCCAGAGAACCCCUCGGAGCGAAACUCCCUCAUCAUCAACGAAUCCCAAGCCAAAGUCCUCGUCAUCCACCAACAACACGCCGACUUCGCCCACCACCACCACCCCUCCCCUACCUCCCCCACCCCCCUCCACACCAUCGUCCUCAACACCACCACCGCCCAAACCUGGCUGGCCUCCCAACCCCCCACUAACCCGCACAUCUUCACCACCCCCACCCUCCUCGCCUACCUCCUCUACACCUCCGGCAGCACCGGCCAACCAAAGGGCAUCCAAGUACCCCACGCCAGCGCGGCCGCCGCCGUUGGCAGCAUGAUCAUUGCCGAAGGCCGCCACCCCCCGCUCAGCCCAAGCACCCUCCCCUGGCGCACGCUGCAAUUCGCCUCCCUCGUCUUCGACGCCUCGGUCCAAGAUCUCUUCAACACGCUCAGCACGGGCGGCACGCUGUGCAUGGCGGCCACGGACCGCCUGCUGUCCGACCUGGGGGGUUGUGCGCGGGCGCUGGGGGCCCGGCAAGCCAUCCUCACGCCGACCGUGGCCGGGCUGCUGCGGCCGGAGGAGGUGCCCGGGCUGGAGGUGCUGGUGGUGGGCGGGGAGCCGUUGACCGAGAUGGUGGUGCGGAGGUGGGGGCGCAGGUGUAGGGUGGUGAAUGUUUAUGGUCCGACGGAGACGUGUAUGGUGGGUGGCGGCGAAGGAGGUGGUGGGUGGGAUGGGGGCGGGUGGUGGACUGGUGACUUGGUCCGGUGGCUGCCCGGCGGCGAGCUGGAGUGUCUUGGCCGGAAGGACAAUCAGGUCCACAUCCACGGGUACCGCGUCGAGUUGGGUGAGAUCGAGGCGGCCGUGCGGGCGUCUGGGCUGGUUAAGGAUACGACGGUUGUGCUUGUGGAGGUCAACCAGACGCCGCAAAUUGCCGCCUUCUGCACCUUCAUCGAGGGAGGGGCCAUUACCCCUGAUGCUGCUGUGUUUAUCCACCGUGCGGACCAACACCAGGAAGCUAUGCGGACUCUGAAGGACGUCCUGGGACACUCGCUUCCUCCAUACAUGGUCCCCCACGUGGUGCUGCCCAUAUCCGACUUUCCGAAGUUGCCGUCGAGAAAGGUUGACAGGAAGGCCCUGAAGAAGAUGGUCGAGGAAAUGAGUGGCGCAGCCAUCUACCCAUACGUCCUCAGCAGUACGGCCGGAACGGGACACACUGCGGUGCCCGUCCAGAACGACGAGGAGGGUUUGCUCGAGUCCAUGUGGGCCGAGGUCUUGGGCAUUCCAGAACAAACGUCUAUCGGCAGGGAGGCGAACUUCCGUUCCUUGGGCGGGGACUCCAUAUCCGCCAUCAGCUUAGCCAGCCUGGCGCGCCAGCGUGGUUUCGCGUUGAGUGUUCCGGAUAUCCUGAGGCACCGUACGCUUAAGGACCUCGCAACAACCAUGGAUAAGCUGGAGGUGGAACUUGAACCGUUUGAGAAACCCAUCUUUGAAACAUCAGAAUCGGUCAAGAGCCUGCUGGUCACCCGUGGGUUGAGCUGGGACCAGGACGUGGACUAUGUCUAUCCAUGCCCUCCCGGUCAAACUGAGUUCUUGAAACAAGGUGCUCGGGACGAACAAAUGUGGGUGCUCAACACUGUCCGACGCAUGUCGGCCUCUAUCGAUCAAGACCAGUGGAUUGCGGCAACAGAAGCCCUUGCUCAGGCCAACGACAUCCUCCGAACCACAUGGGUGAAAGUACCAGACACCGAAACAUGGGUCGGUGUUGUCCUGCGAGAUGUGAAACUCACCCUGUUGAGGGUAGAAGGCCAAGAAGAAGAUGAGAUCUCUGAGAUGAUCAACGAGGUGUACACAUACCGUUUUACUUCGCCGGAACCGUUCAUCCGGUAUGUCAUGAUCACCUAUCCUGACAAGACCUGGGAUCUGGUCAUCAAGAUGGAUCACGCCGUGUACGACGGGACCCUCCUGCGCAUCUUAGACGACCACUUCAACGCCAUCCUUUGCAGCACCGAGAUCCCCAAACACGUCUUGUUCAAGGACUUCGCCUUUGCAGUCUUUGAAGCGAACAAGUCUCGAUCCCUCAGGUACUGGGCAGCGAAGCUCUCCCGCAGCGAAAUAACUCAGUACAACGAACCAGCCACCAACACCGUCGCACCAUGGCUCAAAGCACCCGCCCCCUGCAGCACCGGCCUCCUCCGCCAACCCCUACCCGCAACACAAGCCGACACACUCGAACAACUCGCCGCCAACCUCGGCGUAACCCCAUCCUCCAUCUUCCAAGCCGCCUUCCAGCUCUGGCUCUGGCAAACCGCCGGCGGCCACACGCACGGCACCACCCACCAACCCAUCGCCUUCGACUACCUCGUCAGUGGGCGCAGCCUGCCGGGCACCAUCGCAGCGGCCCCUCCCCGGCGACCCACAAACCAUCAACGGGCACCCUACCUCUUCCACACGCACGACGAUUUCUGGGCGGCGACCGACCACGGCGAUGUCGGGCUGGAUGAGAUGUACGCGGCGGCGGGUCUGUGCCGCGCCGAGGUGGGUAGCCGUGUGUUGUUCUUGUUUCAGCCGUUUACGCCGGCGCCGGCGGUGGCGGAUGAUGAUCCGAAUGGGGGGCUGAACUUCCGGUGGCUGGUCAUGGCCAAGUCGCGCGUGCGCAUGUUCCAGCCGUAUGCCCUUGUUGUGGAGGUGGCCAAGGCGGUAGGGGGUGGGCAUAAUCUGGCGAUGUUUUAUGAUGAGGGGAUUUUUGAGAGGGCGGAGGUGGAGGGGAUGGCGGGGAAGAUGGGGGAGAUGGUGGAGAGGGUUGUUGCGGCGUGUGGUGGGAAGGGGGUCGCGACGGUGGGGGAUCUGGUUGGGGAGAGUUGA
Chaetomium globosum CBS 148.51 is the source of this 7500-nucleotide messenger RNA. RefSeq lists its product as uncharacterized. The record is from RefSeq and is a predicted model, not a curated record. The transcript is spliced from 5 exons. Gene Ontology annotation, biological process: amino acid activation for nonribosomal peptide biosynthetic process; secondary metabolite biosynthetic process. Gene Ontology annotation, molecular function: phosphopantetheine binding; catalytic activity. Bases 1 to 7500 code for a protein of 2499 amino acids. Gene Ontology annotation, cellular component: cytoplasm. Lineage: Eukaryota; Fungi; Ascomycota; Sordariomycetes; Sordariales; Chaetomiaceae.